Messenger RNA from Gossypium arboreum, 840 nucleotides. Its product is annotated as probable CCR4-associated factor 1 homolog 11. The transcript has a single exon. NCBI's taxonomy places the organism in Eukaryota, Viridiplantae, Streptophyta, Magnoliopsida, Malvales, Malvaceae. Gene Ontology annotation, cellular component: P-body; CCR4-NOT complex; CCR4-NOT core complex. Bases 1 to 840 code for a protein of 279 amino acids. The record is from RefSeq and is a predicted model, not a curated record. Gene Ontology annotation, molecular function: nucleic acid binding; poly(A)-specific ribonuclease activity.
AUGUCGAUUUCUGGCAAUAAGUCUAUCGUUGUGAGACAGGUUUUUGCUGAAGAUUUGGACAGCGAGCUUUUGAUGAUUAAGAAAGCAAUUUUGAGGUAUCCUUUUGUAUCUAUAGAUACUGAAUUUCCGGGGACAAUAUUUAAGCCCAGUAAGCAAGUGAUUCGUGAAGGCAAUCCGAUUAUCAAUUAUCACUAUAUGAAGUUGAAUGUUGACGCGCUUCAAAUUAUUCAACUUGGCUUGAGUCUUUCAGAUGCUCGAGGUAAUUUACCAGACUUUGAUUCUCCUUUUUCUUAUGUUUGGGAAUUUAAUUUCAGAGAUUUCAAUAUCAAUCGAGACCGCUAUGCUAGUGAUUCGAUCCAACUGCUCAAAUGUCGAGGGAUAGAUUUUGAGAAGAAUAAAGAGAAGGGGAUUGAUUCUAAAGAUUUUGCAAAGAAGUUUAGGGAUUACGGCUUGCUUUUCAACUGUUGUGGUCUGACAAAUAUUAUCUGGAUUACUUUUCACGGCACUUAUGACUUCGGAUUCAUGCUAAAGAUUCUGACUCAAAAUCCACUGCCUUUGCAUCUUCACUCGUUUAUGCAUCAAUUGGCUUAUUUCUUCGGCUACAACAUUUUCGACCUCAAACACACCUUCAAGUUAUUGGGGUUGCUAGGCGGUUUAGAGAAAAUAGCUCAAACAUUAAACGUGACUCGUAUUACCGGAUCAAGUCAUCAAGCCGGUUCAAAUAGUCUACUCACACUUCGAUGUUUUAUGAAGCUCAAAAGUGAAAAUGUUUUUGAAUCUAAGUGGAACGAGACAAAUCAAAUGUUGCUACCUCCCCUAGCAUUAUACGGACUAGUUUAG